CUACAAUAUCUGUAACAAUGGUGAGGAGAGGGGGAGCAAAGAUUUCGUCAAUCUUAAUCUCUCUACGCCAUUUUUGGACAUUUAUAUUCUUCUCUCUUCUUUUCCUCCCAACUUUUGCAAAAUUUAAUCUUUUUGCCAGAGGAAUUUUGUAGCGGCUUCUCAAUCUACCUAAAUUUCAUAGCACCUGUGAAAUUUCUUCCUCUUCUACUGUUCCUCCUGGAUUAUUCACCUUCUUAGCACCAUGGCUGAUGCUCCGGCUGUCGACCGAGCUGUUGACAUGGACAACUUAGAUGAUGAGAAAAAAAACGCCGCGGGGUCUUUUAAAAAGAAGGCAAUGAGUGCUUCUAACAAGUUCAAGAGCUCAUUUUCAAGGAGGAGGAGGAGCAGUAAGGUCAUGUCUGUUGAAUUUGUAGAUAUUCAUGAUGCUGAGGAAUCCCAAGCUGUUGAUACUCUCCGCCAAACACUUAUGUCAGAAGAUCUAUUGCCUCCAAAGUUUGAUGAUUAUCAUAUAAUGCUCAGAUUUCUACGGGCAAGAAAAUUUGAUCCUGAGAAGACAAAGCAAAUGUGGAGUGAUAUGCUGCAGUGGAGGAAGGAAUUUGGUGCUGACACUAUCAUGGAGGAAUUUGAUUUCAAGGAGGUCAAUGAAGUAUUGGAGUAUUAUCCUCAAGGUCAUCAUGGAGUAGAUAAGGAUGGCCAACCUGUUUACAUAGAGCUUCUCGGCAAAGUAGAUGCUACCAAGCUGAUGCAAGCCACAACCAUAGAUAGAUAUAUUAGCUAUCACGUAAUGGAGUUCGAGAGGACCUUUGUAGUUAAAUUUCCAGCUUGUUCACUUGCUGCCAAGAAGCACAUAGAUCAAAGUACAACCAUAUUGGAUGUAUCUGGAGUGGGAUUGAAACAAUUCAACAAAGCUGCCAGGGACUUGAUUGGUCGCCUACAGAAAAUUGAUGGUGACAAUUAUCCCGAGACUCUGAACCGUAUGUUCAUCAUAAAUGCUGGUUCCGGAUUUAGACUUCUGUGGAAUACUGUCAAGAGUUUCCUUGACCCGAAGACCACAGCAAAGAUUACAGUUCUUGGUAACAAGUAUCAGAGCAAGUUACUUGAAAUAAUAGAUGCUAGGCAACUGCCUGAAUUUUUUGGAGGCACCUGCACAUGCGAUGACAAAGGAGGUUGUAUGCGUUCUGACAAGGGGCCGUGGAAAGACCCAGAUAUAUUGAUGAGGGUACAGAAUGGUGGAGCAAUAUGUAAGCAACUUGGAAACAGCCAUCGGUGUGAUGAGAAGACGAUAACUGAGGAUGAGGCAUCCAAGAAGGUGCAGAAGGAUGAAGAGGCCCCAAAGACCAAUGUUGAGCACCAACAACUUCCUUCUAUUAGUGAAGAAGAGUCUAACAAGGCAGUGAGCCCUAACAGCUUAGUGCCUGUGGCUACUAAAAAGCCUGAUAAUUCUUGGCAUAAGAUGGUGAAUAGUGACAAAUAUGCCCUCGUGAAAGCUGACUGCUAUGGCCUAAACAGUGGUUUCAAGCCACCAGAAGGGAUUAGCAAUCAGAUUGUGGCUGGUUUGAUGGCCUUUAUUAUGGGUAUCGUCACAAUGGUGAGGUUAACUCGUACAAUGCCGAAGAAGAUGACGGAUGCUAAUCUCUAUUCUACACCAAUGUACUGUUUCGACUCAAUGGGUAAAGCUCAGGGCCAAGAGUUGGCGAUCUCUAACGCUGAAUUCAUGACUGUCAUGAAACGCAUGGCAGCCAUGGAAGAGAAACUAUUGGCCAUGGCUGUGAAACCUGAUGCUAUUACCGAGAAAGAGGAGAUGCUCGAAGUUGCCUCAAAUCGGGUUGAUGCCCUCGAGCAUGAGCUUACAGCAACUAAGAAGGCACUGGAAGAUGCCUUGUCAAAGCAAGAGGAACUCUUAGCCUUCAUGGAGAAGAAAAAGAAGAAGAAGAAGCUAUUUGCGUGGUGAAGAAAGACCUCAAAAGAGGAGAGAAAGAUGCUCAGAAAAGAUUGGUGUUAUGUGAUUUCUACACCAGACACCAAAUGUUAAUAGUAUUACUUACCCCCAAAAAAGUAUUUAUCAAUUCUUCUUUUGCAUCCCAUCUCUGAUUUCUGAAUAGCAUCAUCCUGGUGGAAUUCUUAGGAGAAAUAUACUGUAUGUUGUAAAAAGCUUGUCCAAUAUAUUAGGAGCCUCAGAUUUUUCUGUUUGACUGUGACUGGAAAUACGGUCACAAAGGCUUCCCUUAGUAAUUUUGCUAAUUAGAGAGAUUAGUAAACAAAUCAUUUCCUCCUUCUCCCACAUAAUUGGUUUGUCUUUGUUGGGCUCUUUUUAUAUUUUGGACACAUGGGAAUACAUUGUAAAUUAACUAGUUCACCAGAAAGUCGUUUCUGCUAUUAAUUCCCAAAGAAGUAUGAUUGAUGGAAAACAAUUGUUGUGCAUCCCUUCACAUUGAAUUAUAUAAUGUAUACCUUGGUGUUAA
This is a messenger RNA of Beta vulgaris subsp. vulgaris (sugar beet), 2462 nucleotides long. Its product is annotated as phosphatidylinositol/phosphatidylcholine transfer protein SFH12. Lineage: Eukaryota; Viridiplantae; Streptophyta; Magnoliopsida; Caryophyllales; Amaranthaceae. The transcript has 13 exons. The record is from RefSeq and is a predicted model, not a curated record. Bases 242 to 1951 code for a protein of 569 amino acids.